Molecule: messenger RNA, 837 nt
Organism: Yarrowia lipolytica CLIB122
Lineage: Eukaryota; Fungi; Ascomycota; Dipodascomycetes; Dipodascales
Biological process (GO): intracellular protein transport; exocytosis; vesicle fusion
Cellular component (GO): endomembrane system; SNARE complex; plasma membrane
Molecular function (GO): SNAP receptor activity; SNARE binding
Source: RefSeq, a predicted model, not a curated record
AUGGUGGCUGCGGCCGGCGGAGGCUCGUCGUCGGCUCGAAAGCCCUACAAGGGCGGUAACGACAUGGGCGCCUUCUUCGAGGAGGUGGACGACAUCAAAAAGUCGCUGCUGCAGUACGACGAAAACAUCGACACCAUCGAGACGCUGCACAAGAGAUCUCUCAACGAGAUUUCCGAGGAGCAGGGCUCGUACACGCAGGACCAGAUCCAGAGCCUGUCCAACGAGUCCAUGUCUCUGUCACAGUCGCUCAAGGACCGCAUCAAGAACCUGCAAAAGUACUCGUCCGGCGACUCCACCAAAAAGACCCAGGCCGAAAACCUCAAGCGUCAGUUCAUGAGCUCCAUCCAGCGAUACCAGACCGUGGAGGCCACCUACCGACAAAAGUACCGGGAGCAGGCCGAGCGACAGUACCGUAUUGUGCAGCCCGAGGCGACCGACGCCCAGGUCAAGGCCGCCAUUGACGAUGCCCAGGGCGAGCAGAUCUUCUCACAGGCCCUCAUGACCUCCAACCGACGAGGAGAGGCCCAGACGGCGCUGUCCGAGGUGCAGAACCGACACCGGGAGAUCCAGAAGAUCGAGCAGACCAUGGCCGAGCUGGCCCAGCUCUUCCACGACAUGGAGAUUCUGGUGGCCGAGCAGGAGGCCCCCGUGCAGCAUAUCGACAACCAGACACAGGCCGUGCAGACAGACAUCGAGCAGGGUCUGGGACACACCAACAAGGCCGUCAUCAAGGCCCGAGCCCUGCGAAAGAAAAAGUGGUGGUGUCUGCUCAUCGUCAUCUGUAUCCUGGGUAUUUCUUUGGGUGUGGGUCUGGGUGUGGGUCUCAACAACAACUAG